CGCAAAAUCGUCCGCCCGCCGCGUGAUGCCCCCCCUCCUCCUAACUUCCCGAACCCUAGGCCCCGGCCGCCACCGCCGGCCAUGGCGGCGCCCCGCGAGCUGGACCUCUCCGACGAGGUCGAGGGCCAGAGGGACGGCACCGCCGACUUCGUCUUCUGCCUCGUCGGCGACCCCAUCCCCGUCCUGCCCCCCGCCUCCGCCCCGCUCCCCCUCUUCGACCUCCAGUCCCCUCCCGCGCGCCCGCUCGCUGUCUCGGACGGCCACGCCGCCGUCUUCCUCGCUCACCCCGACGGGUUUAUCGCCGCGAGGACGAAUGCGUUGAUCGAGGCCAGCAAGGAGGCCAGGGAGAAGGGCAAGGCGAGCACCCGCUGCGCCCAGGACUGCUGCGUCAUCGACGUGCCCCUCCCCGGCGUCACUCUCCUAGCGCUCUCCGGCGACCAGUCCGUGCUAGCUGCCUGCACGGGCAGCGAGAUCCAGUUCUUCUCGGCUACCUCCUUGCUCACUGAUAAGGAUAUCAAGCCGUCAUCAUCAUGUAGCAUGGGACGAUUUGGCACUGUCAAAGAUUUCAAAUGGCUAGAUAAUGCCUAUAUUGUACUCUCGAAUGGUGGAUUGCUAUCUCAUGGGAGUUUGGGGCAAGGCCUGAAGGAUAUAAUGGAAAAUGUUGAUGCUGUUGACUGUUCCAAGGACGGGAACCAUAUUGCUGUGGCAAGAAAGAAUUCACUCAGGAUAUUAUCGCCAGAUUUGAAGGAAACAUGUUGCAUGGCCCUCUUGUUUCAGUUGUGGCCUGAUAGUGAUUCAGAGGGCACUGACAUCAAAGUGGAUUCCAUCGGGUGGGUUCGCGAUGAUAGCAUUGUUGUCGGUUGUGUUCGAUUGAAUGAAGAAAGCAAUGAAGAGGGUUAUCUGGUACAAGUUAUAAGAAGCGGAGGAGAUACAUUUUUUGAGAGCUCAAGCAAGCCAGUUGUUUUUAGCUAUGAUGUUUUCAGAGGUAUAAUGAAUGAUAUUUUACCAUCUGGAGUUGGACCAAAUCUGCUAUUGGGCUAUCUGCAUCGCUGGGAUUUCCUGGUUGUUACAAAUAAAAAAAGCACUGAUGAUCACAUUUCUCUUUUGAAAUGGCCAUCUAGAACUGAUGAGGAAAGAACUGUGGUAUACCUCAAAAUGGUGGAGGAUAACUAUAGCCCUAGGAUUGAUCUGCAAGAAAAUGGUGAUGGCAAUGUUUUAUUGGGGUUUGGUGUGGAGAAUGUUUCGUUAUUUGAGAAGAUCACAGUACUGGUUGGACCUGAACAGAAGGAGGUUGCCCCUCAACAUCUCCUACUUUGUUUGGCUAGUGAAGGGAAACUAAUGAUUUAUUAUCUUGCCAGGAUUUCUGACCCUUCUGAUUUACCUCAAAAAAGUCUGUCUACCAUUGAGAAUACUAAUGUGAAUAAACAAAUUUCUCCUGCAACUGCGUCUGAUAAGCAUCUGACUGCAAGUGUUAUUUCAACUUCACACGACGGCAAGAGUCUGCUCGCAGGACAUGGUACGAUGGCCACACACGACGGCAGCAAGGCGAAGAAAGAGAAGGACCCAGGUGAAUCGUGUAGAAGAUUGUUCAGUGCUGUAUGCGAGAAACUCAGAGAUGAGCGCGAAAAAUACAAAGCUAAGCCUGAAAAAUAUAAAGAUGAGCUCACUACAGAUUCUGAAGACUGGACUCUUAUAUCUAUAAUUGAAAAGAGGCUGAAUGCUCCUACUGAUUGUGCUGAACCACCAGCAGAGUACUACAGGGAAUUGACUGAAGAACUGCAGACGGUAACCAAAAGAAUCAUUGCACGGAAACAUGCAUUCGAGAGAGAUGAUCUCGUGAAGACGCUGCGAAGGUUGAUACGUGAAAUCUCUCAGAUUGACUCAGCUGACUCAUUUGUCGACACAAAAAGUAAGACCGAAGCUGUGCAAGCAUGCAGCUGGCUUGACAACAGGCUGAAAGAGCAGGGGUCAAUCUCAAUAUAUGAAGUUCCUCCUUCCCUAACAUGUAAAGAUAUACAAAACUGGAUUGACAAGCUAAAACAAGUGACAGAACCCAAAAGACCGGAGAUAACUGAGACUAGCAAAGUCCAUAUGGCUUUCCUCACAGGAUUGAUCGUUGGCAAGAAUUUUCUUCAGCCUAUGAUCAGCCAGAGCCUCACAAAAAGUGGUCUUGAACUUCCAAUCAUCAGUAGAAGAAGUGUGCAGCAGGCACAUGGUACUGGUUUGGGUCAGGUGAUGUCAUUAGCACAUGAAACUUCAUCUGGCCCUGUUGCUGGGAGUUCAAUUGAGGAUUAUGUGACCAGCAUACCUAUCCCAUCAACACCAAUUUAUACUGGCGAGACCCUUUUCGAAAUUUUUUCUAUUGAGACCAACUUAAGCUUGAUAAGUACCAUUGUACUUUAUGACGAUCAGGGUGGUACUCUAGUAUACGAGUCAAAUGAAGGAAAUAAGGAAAAGUUUAUUCGUCGGCGCUCUAAGUGGCUGUCAAAGCAUACCGGAAAAAUCGCAGCUGAUUUCACCGAUUCUCUUAUUCUGAGAGGACCGAAUCGUCCUAUGACUGCUGGUGCAGGUUGUUGGAUUUUUGAGAUCAAUGUGCCUAUUGAGUCAUCUUUGGGGUUGGAAGAUUCUGAAUUCUCUGAUGCAAUAUUUGAGACAACCCUCUGUUUGGAUGACGAUUAUAUGGAUAGUCCACGUUGCAGCUUAAUGUCCAUAAGAGGUGGCUUCAUAAACCUCUCCUCCAUUACAUUCACCAAUGCUCUUAGAUGUACAGUUAGGUUAGGUUUUGAUGGUCCCUUGAAUGAGGAGCAGUUUAACCUCCGAGGUAUGCUUACGCUAUACGUUGAAGGGUAUGACACUAAGUUCACAAUCUUGAAAAGUCGAGUCCUUCUAUAUCCUGUCGGUCAGAAAAAAUUUGAAGUCCCUUUACUUAGACAUGUUUUGGGUCUUCCCGUCGGAUGUCGUAUACAUGUCAAAGGCAACUUGAAGCUUGGAGGACACAGGUUGCAUGUAGAUCAGUACCUUCUACUUGAUAGGAAAAUAGUAGAGGUUGAAUGGCCUGUUGUUCCAUCGAUUAAGGCUUGCAUAUGUAUUGAAGUAAGUGAGUUUCCGUAGUAGCAAUCAGUGUCUUGAUGUGUAAUAUCAACAUGGCUCCCUAUUGGCAUGUGUAAUAUCAGCAUGAAUAUUCUUGCCUGAAUCUCUGAAGACUUCUGUGUCUUGAUGUGUAAUAUCAGCAUUCUUGCAGUAAUA
This is a messenger RNA of Triticum aestivum (bread wheat), 3246 nucleotides long. Its product is annotated as nuclear pore complex protein NUP214. Gene Ontology annotation, molecular function: protein binding; structural constituent of nuclear pore. The transcript is spliced from 14 exons. Lineage: Eukaryota; Viridiplantae; Streptophyta; Magnoliopsida; Poales; Poaceae. Gene Ontology annotation, biological process: RNA export from nucleus. The coding region runs from base 82 to 3111 and encodes 1009 amino acids. The record is from RefSeq and is a predicted model, not a curated record.